Molecule: messenger RNA, 834 nt
Organism: Zygotorulaspora mrakii
Lineage: Eukaryota; Fungi; Ascomycota; Saccharomycetes; Saccharomycetales; Saccharomycetaceae
Gene: PHO92
Product: mRNA-binding phosphate metabolism regulator
Exons: 1
Coding region: 1-834 (277 amino acids)
Biological process (GO): mRNA destabilization
Cellular component (GO): cytoplasm
Molecular function (GO): N6-methyladenosine-containing RNA reader activity; mRNA binding
Source: RefSeq, a predicted model, not a curated record
AUGUUUUCUUUAUCUUUUCAAAUCGAUAUCAAGAGAAUUCUCUGCAAGAUGAACACAGGCUUUGGCAACAUAGUCGAAAGUUACAUAACCACGACAAAUCAAUCGGUACUAAAAGAAACCUCGAUGUUUCAGCCACCAAAAAGGACAAUAGAAGACAGUUUGAGAGAUUUAGAAUUCUUUGUGUCAGGGCUAUUUGAUAGUAGAGGUGCAUUUUUACCAGAUAGGCAUUCCAAUGCAGAACACUUAAUUGGUGAUUCGCAGUCGGGUAAAAACGGUGUCUCCCAAGCUGCAAUAAGGGAGAGAAAUGAGGUGGGACUAAACGAUAGAAGUCGUAAAUCCCCCUUUCUCAUCCCAUCUCACAUUGAUAUUCCUGUUAAAUCAAGAUAUUUUGUAAUAAAAUCGUUUUGUCUUGAACAUGUAACAGAGUCAUGUGCACAUGGCAUAUGGUCUUCAACAUAUUAUGGAAACAGGAGACUUUCAGAGGCUUACAGAAGCAGGGAUCCAAAUGCGAAAGUAUAUCUUUUCUUUUCAGUAAAUGGUUCCGGUAAAUUCUGUGGAGUAGCCGAGAUGGGAUCAGACUUGCAGGAUAAUUUAGAUACAAGCAUAUGGACAGAGCACAACGAUAAAUAUGGGAAGGCUUUCAGAGUCAAGUGGGUCAUUGUGAGGAAUAUUCAUAAUAGAUUGCUAAAGCAACAUUUAAUCCCUUCAAAUGAUAUGAAACCUGUCACCCACUCAAGAGACACCCAAGAAAUUCCUGAAAUGGUGGGUGUUUCAAUGUUGCACACCUUUCUGUACAAUAGAGCCGAUGUUGGAUCUUUCUUAGGAGAAGAAUGA